This is a messenger RNA of Archocentrus centrarchus (flier cichlid), 1908 nucleotides long. RefSeq lists its product as uncharacterized. Gene Ontology annotation, molecular function: nucleic acid binding. Gene Ontology annotation, biological process: DNA integration. The coding region runs from base 94 to 1476 and encodes 460 amino acids. The record is from RefSeq and is a predicted model, not a curated record. Lineage: Eukaryota; Metazoa; Chordata; Actinopteri; Cichliformes; Cichlidae. The transcript has 2 exons.
AAGCGCUAUGUCAAGGAAGUGAAGGAUCACAAGAGGUCAUGUGACAUUGUCACCCUGCAAGAGAGAAAGGAAGCAGAGGUAACAAUAAUAAGGAUGGUUCAAGAAGCGGCGUUCGCUCAGGAAAUAAAAACCUUACAACAUCAUGAAGUGAUGCAGACCAAUGACAGGGUCAACAAGCUACACAAGUUAUGUCCAUUUCUUGACGACCAUGGCAUUCUUCGGGAAGGCGGACGCUUGAUGCAUGCUGCCUUGCAUCCCGAUGUCAAGCAUCCUGUGAUCCUGCCAAGAAACAGUCACGUGACUGCGUUACUCGUCAGACAUUAUCACGUGAAGACUUACCAUCAAGGACGAGGAAUCACUAUGAAUGAGCUUCGAGCUAACGGAUUUUGGAUACUUGGAUGCAGUAAGAUUGUUUCAUCCUGUAUCUAUAAAUGUGUAAAAUGCAGGAGGUUCAGAAGACCCACAGAGCAGCAGAAGAUGGCAGACCUCCCGGAGGACCGGAUGGAAACUGCACCACCAUUCACCUACUGUGGGAUGGACUGCUUCGGUCCCUUUUUUGUCAAGGAAGGCCGCAAGGAGUUAAAGCGUUAUGGAUUGCUAAUCACCUGCAUGUGCUCCAGAGCAGUACAUCUCGAGAUGCUUGAUGAUCUGUCUACAGCUUCCCUCAUCAACUCUUUACGUGCAUUCAUAGCCAUCAGAGGUACAGUUCGACAAAUAAGGUGUGAUCAAGGCACGAACUUUGUAGGCACCAGAAAUGAGUUUGUUGAAGCAUUUAAAGAAAUGGAUCAAGCAAAACUGGGAAAACUGGACUGCGAGUUUCUCAUGAACAUCCCAGCGUCAAGCCACAUGGGUGGCAUCUGGGAGAGACAAAUCCGCACCAUAAGAAGUGUACUCACAUCAAUCCUGGAACAAUCAGGCAAACAACUCGACAGCUCCUCUCUAAGGACGUUCCUGUAUGAAGUCAUGGCAGUUAUCAAUAGCAGACCAUUGACUACUAACCAACUGUGUGAUCCAUCAAACCCAGAACCUUUAACACCAAACCACAUACUAACCAUGAAGUCCACGAUCAUCUCCCCACCUCCAGGAAGGUUCGUGAAGGAAGAUCUUUAUCUCCGUAAGAGGUGGCGUCGUGUUCAACUCCUCACCAACACUUUCUGGACAAGGUGGAAAAGAGAGUAUUUGUUGAAUCUCCAGAGUAGACAGAAGUGGACCAAAGAGCGUAGAAAUGCUAAGGUCGAUGAUGUUGUCCUCCUGAAGGAUGAGAUAACUCCACGCAACCAGUGGAAGUUGGCAAGGAUCAUUGAAGUUUACCCUGGUAAGGACGGAAGAGUGAGGAAGGUGAAAUUGUUGAUAAGUGAUCCAACUCUGGACAAAGAAGGAAAGCGUACCUCCAAACCUGUUCAUCUGGAGAGACCAAUUCAGAAGACAGUCGUUCUGAUAGAAGCAGAAGAAGAUUCUCAGCCUCACUCUGCCUAAAAUAUAGUUCAUAAUCCUUAAUUCAUAAGCAGUUCCUUAUUUCAUUGUUAAUAGUUUGUUCCUUUAAAAUCACAAGUGAUUGGUGGGAGUGUAACAGUAUUUACAUUUAAGUUUUCGUUGAGCUGUAUAUUUGAACUUGCUCUUUUGCACCACCUAGUGGUGGACUAUAGAAAGUACAAUUGUUUGUAGCUUGUGUUUCCACCCGAGCCCACUGUACCGAUGCACAUGCUAUGCGGGCUGCGGCGGCUGGUUAGCUCCACACAGAGAGAAAGAAACGCGGAAAGUUGAUAAGUGAAGAAAGAAGGGAGAAAGAAGGUGGAGAAGAAAAAACUAAGAUCGUUAAGGAUUGUUUAGCCCCUCCUGGAUGUCAGUUCACGAGUUCUCACGGGUUGUGAAGACAAGAAUAAACCCUGUUUUAUGAUUCUACGUCGU